CUUGUCAUUUCUCUCUCUCUCCCUCUCAAUUUCAAAAUAGUGCAAUCCCAUCACCAUUGAUGGCAAAAUCCAGUCUAAAGAAGUCUUGAAUUCAACAACAUAAAACUUCUCUCAUCAUACUCCAUAUCCAAGAUCACAACUUUAUAAUAAUUAAACCCAUUCCUCAUGCCCUAGUAUUCUUCUUGCUCUUUUGUAUAACAACCAUUUCCAACCCUACACAUAACCUAACACAAACAACCAAGAAUCAAGAACAAGAAAGAAAGUUGGAGUGAGAUAUUUGAAAGUGUAAUGGAACUUUUUCCAGCACAACCAGACUUAUCUCUCCAGAUCAGCCCACCUAACACCAAACCCACUUCAAAAACUUUAACAUCAACACAAAUUGAUCAUGAUCAAGAACAAGAUCAAGAUUUAGGGCAUUUCAGGAAGAGAGCUUAUUUAAACUCACAACAUGACCACCAUACAGCAACAACAAUACCUAAACCAUCUAUUGAACUCAACUCACCCCACCCAACACAUUCCACCAAUCCAAACCUAUCCCAUCUCCAUCACAUCCUCUCCCCACAAAACACCAAUCUCACCAACCAAAACCACACUCUAGGGUUCAGAUCAGAGCUAGGUUUCUUGAGACCCAUAAGAGGGGUUCCAGUUUAUUACCAUAAUACCAUUCCCCAUGAUCAACAACAGUCUUCUUUAGUACUAGAUUCUUCUUGUACUAUCUCUCCCACUAACAGUUCACCUUCUUCUCUAACUCAUGCCAAUAACAUUCCCCAAUCAAGAUUCUUGUCAGCGAGGUUUUCGGCUAAGCGAAACAUGAGAACUCCCAGGAUGCGGUGGACCACAACCCUUCAUGCUCGGUUUGUUCAUGCUGUUGAUCUCUUGGGUGGCCAUGAAAGAGCAACACCCAAGUCAGUUCUUGAGCUAAUGGAUGUGAAAGAUAUAACUUUAGCACAUGUUAAAUCUCACUUGCAGAUGUAUAGAACUAUUAAAACAACUGAUCAUAGAGCAGCAACUUCUUCAGAUGUUCAUGGAAAUGGAUCCUCGCGAAAUAUCUGUGAUGAUAUAUUGCUUGAUAUUCGAAAUUUAAAGAGGACGGGCUCAUCGACGGAUCAUGGAGGAAGUCCUAAGGGUCAUCUUGAAGGAGAUCAUCAGUAUGGACUUUGGAGUAACUCUUCAAGCAGGGAAGCUUGGUUGCAUGGCAAACAUAAAGAUUCUCAAGUAAAUAUACCAUCUCUAAAGGAGGAAACAAAUCCAAAGGGCAUGAACUAUGAGAGAUUACAAGACAUAAUCUCACCAAACCAUUUCCCUAUGAAUCUAGAGUUCACUUUGGGAAGGCCACAGUACUAGUACUGACAUGAUGCAUGUUGGCGUUUGAGAUGAUGAUGAUGAUGACUAUGAUUAUGAUGUUCUACAUAUAGAUUGUACUAUUCAUUUCAAUAUCAUUAUGUUUUUAAAUGGUUGCUAGUGAAAAAGAUUCAGGUCCCCACUAUGAUAUCAGAAAAAAGGAAAAGAAAAGUGAAAGAGAGAACUAAAGACAGAAGGCAACAAAAGGGAGGAGGUUUUGAAAAGCAUGUCCUUCCCAUCAAAUAUGUGAUCAUCAUUUAAAAUAUUACAUCUUUAUAAUUAUAUAUAUAUUCUUUAUGCAAGAAAGAUGAAGUCUCAGUUAAUUUUAACUGGUUUUUGCA
Messenger RNA from Helianthus annuus (common sunflower), 1682 nucleotides. RefSeq names its product probable transcription factor KAN2. Gene Ontology annotation, cellular component: nucleus. Lineage: Eukaryota; Viridiplantae; Streptophyta; Magnoliopsida; Asterales; Asteraceae. Gene Ontology annotation, biological process: regulation of DNA-templated transcription; abaxial cell fate specification. The record is from RefSeq and is a predicted model, not a curated record. Bases 289 to 1344 code for a protein of 351 amino acids. Gene Ontology annotation, molecular function: transcription cis-regulatory region binding. The transcript has 6 exons.